Peromyscus californicus insignis is the source of this 1233-nucleotide messenger RNA. RefSeq names its product lysosomal associated membrane protein 3 (gene Lamp3). The transcript is spliced from 6 exons. The record is from RefSeq and is a predicted model, not a curated record. Gene Ontology annotation, cellular component: membrane. The coding region runs from base 1 to 1233 and encodes 410 amino acids. Lineage: Eukaryota; Metazoa; Chordata; Mammalia; Rodentia; Cricetidae.
AUGUCCGGGCAGCUCUCUGCAGUGGCCUUGCUCUUCCUGUCCCUAGCUGUAAUUUUACAUGGCCAUCAAGUAAGAGAAAAAGAAUUUACAAAAACCAGAGACUAUCUUCAAUAUACCUCAACAGCAACAGGACAGACCACAACAAAACCUCUUCUACAGCUGACUAACCAAACACAUGUAACUUUAGCAGCGAGAUCAAGGGAUGAUCACAUUCAAAUGGCUGCUGAAACCUCCACCUCUGAAAACACAGAUCACACAACAAUCAAAACAAUAAUCCCAGGAACUACAAAAAGCCUUCUCCCCAUCAGACCAGUUAGCUACACCUUUGUCACACCUAAUAACUCACACAUGACUGCUUCAUCUACUGAAGUUACCACUGGCCCUGGUUCAGUGGCACAUUUACCAAUUCACACAACUGGAGCGAGUCCAUCCACUGUCAACCAGAUAAGUGGGAGAACUCCCAAACCUGGUGGUCAGACCUCCCUCUUCCAAACAUUUUUCACAGCAUCACACAAAAGCACAACCAAUCAGAAGCCAACACCACCCACCUAUGUCCCAGGAACAUCAGCACCUACACACAAGGACAGCUCAUCAACAUCCCCUGCCCCCAUGGUUCCUGGGCCCACUCUUGCAACCCGGUCAUCACCAGCCAAGACUGGAACUUAUGAAGUCCUAAAUGGAAGCAGUCUCUGUAUAAAAGCAGAGAUGGGGAUAGAGCUGAUCAUUCAAGAAAAGGAUUUGGAUUUUGCAACUCAGAGACACUUCAACAUUGACCCCAGCCUAACCCAUGCAUCUGGGAAAUGUGGCUUCCAAAAAUCCCACCUCUUCUUGGAUUUCCAGGGUGGAUCAGUAAACAUCACAUUUAUCAAGGAAGAAAACUCAUAUUAUAUCAGUGAAGUGGGAGCCUAUUUGACUAUCUCAAAUACAGAGAAGACUUACCAGGGAAUGAAGCGUGCUAUGAUGAUGUUUGAGACAGUAGUCGGGCAUUCCUCCAAGUGUGUGACUGAGCAGAGCCUCCAGCUGUCAGCUCAGCUUCAAAUGAAAACAAUAAACAUUCGUCUCCAAGCCUUCGAGUUUGAAGGAGACCGCUUUGGAAAUGUGGAUGAGUGCUUGUCUGACUACACAGUUGUGCUUCCUGUGGUCGGGGCCAUCGUGGUCAUCCUCUGUGUUGUGGGUCUGGGUGUCUACAAAAUCCGGCAAAGAUAUCAGUCAUCUGGAUACCAGAGAAUCUAA